Paramuricea clavata is the source of this 28404-nucleotide messenger RNA. The record is from the annotation of a GenBank genome assembly. Lineage: Eukaryota; Metazoa; Cnidaria; Anthozoa; Malacalcyonacea; Plexauridae.
AUGUCAUUAGCUGUAGCAGAUAAGCUUCUGAGAGCCUUUGAAGCUUUAAAGAACUUUAAAAAUGGGACGGCUAUUUCAGAUUCUAACGUUGCUGCCGCAGUGAAGUGAGUAUAAAUUCUAUACUUCUAUAACACUAUUGUUUAUAUACUGUAUUUUUACCAUAAACUGUCAGUGUUGGGGAUCCGAAGUAGACAUUUUGCUGUGUAUCUGCAUUGUGAGAACUGUCAUUCGCAGCAUUCAUAGCUCGACAAAAUCAUCUUAAUUUUGAGUGUUUGUAAAGUGUAUUAUUGAAUUGGUAACAGCUUGUGUUUCAAGUUAUUUAUGUGCACCAGUAUUAAAUUGUAAUCCUUGCCUCCCCCGAUCCAGGAAGUUGCUGGACAGAGUGGGGGGAAUGCUUGUGAACAAGUUUCUGAUAUACUGGGAAUGUGUUCAAAUAGUUCAAUGUUUUUGGUUUUUGCCCCCUUAAGUUGUGUAGGGGACAUUCAAAUAUAUGGGUUUUUUCCAAAAAGACUUCAAUUAAUAAAUCACACAAAUCAUGUGUGGCCAAAAUUGGGUGAUGGAAAGUGUGGUUUACUGGAGGUAAGAGCCCCCCAAAAAGCUGGAGAACAAUAUCACGAAGAGAGUGAGGGCCUUCGCCAUAGUGCGCAGCUGCUUGUUUAAAGUACGAAUGAUGUCAUUAGGUGAAUUGCAAAUUAGUUCUCCUUUGUUUUUUGUACCAAAAAUUCACCUAAUGAGUACAUCAUAUCUGGAACUUUGACAGUGAAAAAGUUGCUCAAGAUGAGGUUUUUACUAUAAAGAUACAUUACAUUUCUUCUCAGAAUGACCCAAAUAUUACACGUACCAAAAAUUAUGUUUGGGGUUAGUCACACUUUAAGUGUGUUGUUUUAAUUAUGAAUUUUCAAAUGACAGGAAGAAAGAGUCCACACUCUCUAAAAAGGACAGAAUUUCAAAUCUAAAUAUAAUUGGGGAUUUGACAUGCUCACCACUUUUAAGGUAAAUAUAUUAGAAACAUGCAUGUCCAUGUAAUUGUGUCAGUCUACAUCUAAAAUCAAUUCACAAAUUCUUUAGUUAAAACUUUGAGCCACAUUCUACUUUUGUACUUUUACUCUAGAAAUCUUAGUGAAUUUGGAAAGCUAAUAGCAGUUUCCAUAGAAACCUUGCUGUCAUUUUGCGAUGAUGAAGAGCCAGAUGUUCGUCUUGUGGCUGGAGACUGUGUUAAUCGGAUUAUCAAGGUUGGUUUCCUGACUGCACAGGGUAAUACCAUAGCAUCAUGAACGACCAUCUGUGCCGGUGUAGGUCGUGCCGAUAAUACCAAAACUGUAGUUAGUUAGACAUACAACUACUUGAAAAAUACCAGAAGAACUUCAACCUUUUGAAGGCUGUUUGUAAUUCUCCUUGUAUUUUCAGGUAGUUGCUUCCCUAUCAACCAAAAUUUUAAAUUAAUACCAUAGCAUCUACUGUAGUGUACAUGACAGUAUAAUGGUGGAUGAAACUUAAUUUGAGGCCCCCAUUCCCAUACCUGGCAUUCCACAAUAAUAAUAAUAAUAAUAAUACUGUAUUUAAUAUUUCUAUUGUGCGAUUUUACAUACAGUAUGUAUAUAUGAUCAAGUGCACAUUACAAUUACAGCUGGAACUGGCGUGAAGCAGAGUCUGCAGACCGAGGUAGACUGUGAGCUUACAAAUGGCCCUUUAAGCAGCCGCUAUUACAAGUCCAUACCUCAUUAAUGAUCUGCCCCCUAAUUCCACCUCCUUGGCUGCUUGCUAGCUUCUCUUUGCUACAGUACGUAGCUUCUCUUUGCUAGCUUCUCUUUGCUAGCUUCCUCUUCUCAUGCCAUCUCCCCACUUCAACCUUUUCUCUAAAUAUGUGAAACCGUAAUACUCCUAUCUCAAUUCCUCUUCUCCUUUUCGUUUCAAUUUUAAAUAGGGUUUUAUGGAUGCAAAUGUUGCUCGGGUCCAUGUGGAACUGUAUAAAGAAAUUAAAAAGGUGUGGAACUUUAUACUGUAAAAAAAUAAAAAAUUACAUAUUUGCCCAAGUGAUAUGUUUCUAACAUGCUUGGCAAGAUCUAUCAAGUAACAUGAUUUUUUUGUGUGUGUAGAAUGGCAAUUCAAGAUGUCUUCGAGCAGCCUUAUCAAAGUUUGCUGAGAUUUCUAAUUUAAUACGCCCUCAUAAAUGCCGGUAAAUACUAGUGAAUUAAUUUAACUAGUUACUUAAUGUUGUAUGUUACAGCUGAAAGAGAAACUCUUAUGUUGCUGCAAAUAUAUGCAUAACAAAUUUUCUGAUAAUAAUAUGCUGUCUAAAUUUGAUUUUAGACCUUUUAUCACAAAUCUUUUACCAUGCUUGGCAAGAAUAUGUGCUAGAGCUGAAGAAGCAGUCCAGGUACAGUAUCAUAUGAUGGUACUUGAAACACAGUGAGAGUGACUCACUUACAGUACAUUCUAUCUUUGCCACCAAAAUAUGAAUGAGACUCUUGCAGUGACUCAUUUGUAUUCUCAAAAGCUGUCCAAAAUUGAUUUUGCACAGUUCUUCACGUUCAAAUGAUAUUAUUUCUCACAUUGAAAUGACUAUAGACUUACUGUAUGUUACUCUACUUGAUGCUUGUUAUCUCUUAGAAAAUGUACUGUAGUUACCUGUAAUAACUGUAUUGUGCUACAAUGCCUUAAACCCAAACUGUAGCAUGUCCAGAAGAAAAUUAUUGCAUAAGUAUGACUAUUUUUUAGGAGACAUUAGCCACAGCAAUGAAAAAGAUUAUGCCUGUUCUUGGUGCAUUCAUGAAUGACAAAGAGACAAAGGUACAGUACAGUGCAUCAAUUUACUAAAACAAAAUUCCAAGAGCCGACCUAACUGUCCUGGAAAGGAAAAUGAACUGCCCCUUAGUGAUUGUGACUUGUUCUUUGCGGCCAGAGACUGGGACUUGCAUGGUCGGCUCCCCUGGCAGAUAAAGUGUGUGCCCAAAUUAGGUAUUUAACAUCCUGGACUCUGUCACAUGCAAAUGUUAUAUUCUUGUUUGAUUCAACCAUAAUUGACUGAUGAGAUACAGUAUUAUGAGGAAACUUUCAGGAGUAAAUCCAUUUACCAGGUCGAGUCCAAGUCAAUUCCAAGCCCGAGUCAAAUGUCCGAGUCACAUAAACUAAAGAAAGACGAAAUUGAAUAAAAUUCACAAUCAAAUAGGGUUUGGGUUAAGAGUAGGGUUAGAGUUAGGAGUAGCGUUAGGGUACUAAGUCAUUGAACUACAAAGACCGCUAAACAGUGACUCAGAAAUUUGACUUAGGCUCGGAUUUGACUUGGGCUUGGAUUUGACUGGGUUAACUAACAAACUCAAACUUUCAUGGUGCAAACAUUCGCUUAUCAACUUUACUCACACUAAAUGAUCUGAACAUUUAAUUUAAACUCUUCACAUAAUCCUAUGUAUUAUAAAUUUUAUAAAACGUAUGUUUUGUAGAUCUUAUUGAAGACAUUUCUUCAAAAUAUCAAUUCAACAUCCGCACCUACACGACGUACUGCAGCGUCAUCAAUAACUAUGAUUUGUCUUCAUGCAAGAAAACCAGCAAUAUUCUUUUCAUGGAUUAUUAAUAUUUUGUUAGGUGAGUAAUUUUUUAGUUUAGUAUACAGGUUGAUAGGUUAUUAUAAUUGCAGAAUAUGAAUGUUCUCUGAACAAGAAAAACACAAGCUACAGUGUAUACAUCAAUGCCUCCAUGUUAUAUAAGAUACACCGUCAACCACUUGCCCAUGGCUCGCCAGUAUUAAAUAACUCAGAGUAUUUUAUACAUACUGUACAACAAUGCUGUGUUAAUUAAUUGACAAGCAACCAAUUACCGCAAUUUGCUUUACCAAUAAGAUUCAGAAUUUGAUAAUGAUUGCCAUUAAGACAUACCGGUACUUUACAUUUUUCAGAAACAAUGUUGCCGUUUUCAGUAGAUGAAAAUUCUCCCACAUACUGCGGCGUUUUACUUUGCUUACGUCAUAUCGUGCCGCACCUUGCUAAUGAAGAACAGGAAGAUGAAGUUGUAAUGCGGGGAAGUUUUGGUGUCAUUCAUCCACAGAAACGACAGAGUAAUGAGGAAAUGUUGGAAAAAGAGGAAAAACAGCUUCUUCAGGUUGAGUAUUAUAUUUUAUUUUUCGGGUUUUUAUACGUCGUUAGUUGACUUACUUGAAUAUAUUAGGUUUGUGCUCAUAAUGGUGUUAUUGUCUGUUGUUCAGAGGUGUCCAUUAGCUCAGAGUGUCCGUUUACAGAGAUUUCGAUUGCCAAAGGUGUUUGGAAGCAAAAUUUUGGCUGCAAUAAGAUUUGCUUUUAACUCAAUUACCUAUCUUUGUAGAUGUACAAAUUAAUAAUGCUAUCUACAAAACAUUCUGAUCAUAAUGUUGUGACAGCUGGUCUAGAGACUUUACAACAUUUAUUGCAAACACCUCCAAGAAAAUUGUUGUAUCGACUUUUAUCUCAGCAAGGACUUGUAGCAUUUUCAAAUCAGGAUCGCUCAGGUUUGUGGUACUGUUGGAUUUAGUGGUGGGAUGACACACGCAACUACUGUAAUUGUUUUGUUGAAGCCUUGUUCAAAUGAGUCCAAUACUCACAAACAUUUUAAUUAUACUAGACGAGUUUCUCUCUAAUUGAGCGCAAAUACAGUAUACAGGAUAGUGACAUUAUGCAUGAUUUUUCGUUUUUUGAUACAGGUAGUUUUCUGAGUACAACAUUGGAUGAUAUUGAUACAUUAUCGUUCACGUCACAGCAAGAUUCGGGUAUUGAAGAACCCUUGGGUGAGAUAAGUGUGGACGGUGCGAGUGAGAAGGUUGGUGAAAGUGGCAUGAGUGUGGCGGAUAUUCAAGAAUUACGACGACAUUUCUCACAGCCUAAGGACGAAACACUUGAAAUAAUGACCGAUACAGCAUCUGAAAUAUCUGAGGAUGGUACUGAAGGAUCUCUGGACACAGACAGCGAUAGCGUGGUAGGCCACCAUAGAUCUGGAUCAAACACUAGUGGUAUUGUCACACAAGCUAGCUCUACUGAUGAACUUAAUAGUGAUGAAACAGAACAAGAUAUGAUAUCAAAGGAUAAUGAGGAAUCUGAACUAGAUCAGGGAGAAAACGAAGGCGUCAAUGAGGGUUUUAAUAUUGACCCUGUUGUAUGUGGAGGUGUACCCAUUCUUCAUUGUGCAAGGGUGAUGUGCUCAUUUUUACUGUCGGGAAAGAACGGCGAGAUACUAUCAGAUCGUCUUGUACGUGUCAGUGUUAAAUCACUUGCAUUAAAUUGCUUGGUAGCCAUUUUUAAGAUUUACCCUCAGGCAUUUCUAACACGUGUUGUACCGGAAACAGAUGAAGAGGGUAGUAAUGGUGAUAGUAACCAGCAGUUAAUACGGGAGGUGUUGUUAUAUGAAGGACAUCAUGACCCAAUUAUACGUGGUAGUCUUGCUCUGUUGUUGGGGAAUCUUCUGCAAUCAUCCCUUGUACAAUCAAGGUGAGAAAACCAUUAUUUCUACAACAGUAGCAAAAGUAGCAGUUCAUGUAAUGAUUCUGUGCUAUGGUGGUGGCUUGGCGUAGUGGGCGGUAUUAGAGACCUUACGAUUUAGGACGGCAACGCGACGGCAACGGCUACCAAUACAAUAAAUAAUUGAAAAGAAUUGCCAGAAUAACUACAUCCAGCCAAAUCACAGAUUUUCACGUCUUGAUACAACGGCUGCAUUUCAAACCGCAACAAGUGCAAUUUCAAACUGAGUUCAGCAGUACUCUUUCCAACCAUAAAACGCAUGUCUUCAACUUCUAAAACUGUAUUAAAUUCAUACGAUUGAUAAUAUACGACGAAUUAUCUUUACUACCAUUUAUUUGGAGGAGUUUGUUUUGGCCGUCGCCGUCGCGUUGCCGUCCUAAAACCGUAAGGUCUCUAUUAGCGGGCACGGGAGAACGGCUACUACUGCAGUGUUACCAUCAAGUGAUGUCUGUUAUGAGCUGGGGCUGGUACUUUCAUGGGCCUUUACUUUCGGAACUCUACCCUGGGACAUUUCUAACUUUUUUCGUGAUGAUUCAGGAGUUGCCACACCAGGUACUCAGAAGCAGACAUGGCUAAAUGAGAAAGUUCUGAAUAAGGAACCCUUUUUAACUUGGAAUUCACCCACUGUCCACUGGCAAUUAAAAUAAUUUCGCUUUAGACAAAAUAAGUUACUAAAGCACUGUAGCCUAUGAUCAUGCUUUCGAGUUACUUAUGUUAUGAUUCAAGACUCAAGAAAGUGUACUAGUAAAUUUAUUAUGCAUUUUAUGUUAGGUAUGAUUUUGAGACAUGGUGUUUAGAAAUUUGUGAAAAAUGUAAAACUGGUGAGUUGCUGCCAUUUCAGUUUUUGCUAAAACAGUCAGUUUAAAUUUAUAGGUAAUAUUGACUUAUAAAGUGAGUAUAUUUACUGUGUUUACAGAUCAUCUAAACAUCGAUGUCUUGUUAAAUGUACUGGAAAAGUUGGUACUUGAUGAAUCUUCAAUCACUGUAAGAUUGGCUUGUUUAGGAAUACAGGUAUAGUUUCGUCAGCAACAACGUUUGCCUGUGACGUCAACCUCCUCCGGUUAUAACAAAUAGCAUCACCCUGCAUCUAUUACAUGUAUAUUGGUGUCAUUUGAAAAGCUGUUUGGUGUUUUUUAGGAAUGUCUUCCAGCUCUUUGUGUGAGUUCGUAUACAGCUCUUACGUUACAACUUUGUCUUAAAUUGGUACAGUUAAAACAAAAUACAUAUUGGCUUGUUAAGGUAUGUGAAAAACAAUUUUAGAAUAUAUUAUUUUGUUUUUUAAGUGUUAUAUAACAGCUUCAAUUGUUUAGUAAAAUUGUACAUUGGUAAUAUUUUAUUUCAUAUUUUGCAGGUCGAACUUCUUCAAAUUAUUGGCGACUUAAAUUUUAGGUACUGUACACUAAUACCUAAUAAUAAUUUACAGUAUGUGGUUUGGUUUCAUUCUCACUGUAAAACAUUAAACAUAAAUUGUCAUCGUUUAGUUUGAUUGCUUUCCUUGAAAGACAAGCAAGUUACAUUCCAUCAGAACAGUCAACGGUAAGUAACUAUGUCAGCAACAGCAACAGUAAUUUCUCCAUUUUCUUCGUAAUAAAUGUACAAUUUUAGUUCUCUAUUUUUGCAUAUUCUUUGUGGAAGAACCAUCUAUAUAUACCUGAGUGUGUUCUAAUAAACUUUAUUUGCGUACUUGGCAAAUAUAAUCCUUAUUAACUAUAUUUGCGUACUUAAUGCUACUUCUUUUUCUUUUAUUAUCAGAGAAUAAGUUCCAGUCUUCAGCAAACAUUCUUUCAACAUGUUGUGGUGGACUUGCUUGCAGAUAUUGAUCCGAGGGUUAGGUCUGCGGCUGCGGAAACUGUUGUAAAGUAAGUGCUAAUGCAUUUGAAAAAAGAUUAUUGCAAGAGUAAGUUGCUCUUUAUUCGAAAUUUUCAGUUGAUUAAAACUAAACAGCUACUUAGGUAAAAAUGUUUAACCUCUAACUACAAUUAAUUUUAUGAUCUGGUUUAUCUAGAUUAGUACAAAACAUGUUUUUUGAAGAUAGUUGUACAAGUAAAGAACCAUUGCUUGCUGUUGCUAAAAGAUCUCUUGGUGAGUAAGAUCAGCACUAUUAUCAGUUGCAAUUUGCCAGGUGCCUAAAUCUCUAUAUGUGAUAUGAAAUGUAGUGCAUGUGAAUGGUAAUUUACUGUAUUUUUUGUUAAGGAGAAACGUUUGGUACUUCAUUUGGCAAUGAAAAUUCUGUAAUCAAGAUAAACUUGGCGAAAGUUGUUACAUCACUCAGUCAAAAGCUUAAUGUUGCUAUAUCUAAGCAUGCUCUGGCAAGUAUUUAGUAUAUUGAUUCUCGUCUGCCUGAAUAAGGAUAUGAACACAUCCCCGCCGAGUACGAAGGAUCUUCAUCAGGAAAAUAAGUUGGUAGGAUAUACUAUCUAAACCAAAUGCCAGGUGUGUACGAAGGCCAUAACGCUAACCACCGCAUAGUGAUUUUUUAACCUUUCUAUAAUAUGCUUGAAGGGCUGUGAAACUACGGAUAUAUGGACCCACCAUCGCGUACAGCAGAUCUAGUCAACUAGUCGUUAUCAGACUGAGAAAAUGAUGCAAAUUAUUUUCAUAAUAUAUACAAGUAGUAUUUGGGGAUAAAUAUACAUGUAGUGUAAACGUUUCUAUUCCGAUAAAGUGUCAAUAUUACUGACUGACAUUGCCGUCUUGAAAGACUCGCGUACACCCACAUAUUACAUACUGUACUACAAUUUUUUAACAACAUUUCUUUGUUUCGUGUUUUCAGUUAGGUUAUUGCGAGGCUUUGUCUUCGCUUGCUAAAUCAUACCCAGUACCCAGCUGGCCUGUGUGCUGGUCAUGUGAUGUACACGCCAUCACACGUAGUCCUUCACCAACAGGAUUUACUGGUAAUAUAUUCCCUCCAGUCCCUCCUCCAAGUCAACCACAGAUAUCGUCAAUACUUUGCAACAAUGGUGGUGGCUCAUUGUCAUUUGUUGUGGAGCUGAUGACAUCAUCGUUGCUCACGUUUAAUUUACAUGGACACGAAGAUGCUCUUCUGGUACGUUUUCCUGAGUGUCAAUAUUUUCCAAGGAAUUGCUGCUGCCCAGAAAGCCACUGAGAAGGCUGGGAAUUGAUAAAAAAUCGCUAACCAAUUAACAGAAAUUAGUAUAAUUACAUAGGUGAUUAUUGAAAAUUCUCCACGCUGAUUGGUUGCCGUUGAGGUGAUUAUUACGCGAUAAUCACCUAAGCGAUUUUCAAAAUGGCGGCCGAAGCCGUUUUGUCAAUUAAAAGACGAAGAAAUGUGCAUUUUUUUAUUUUUUCCAAAUAAUCACCUAUGAAAUUAUACUAAAACAAUUAUUCACCUCAGGCUCGGUGAUUAUCGUGAAUAAAAACCUCGACUUCGUCUCGGUUUUUAUUCACCGAUAAUCACCUCGCCUUCGGCGAAUAAUUGUUAAAUGUUACGGUUUUUUAAUGCCUAUUGAUUGUAAUGUGUUUGAACUCUAUGUUUCGGACUACAAUGAAAUUUUUGUUAACAAUUCGGAUUUCUUCUCUGUUUAAAGUACACGCUGUAAAUCAAAGUAAUCCCUGAACGCGUUAAAUUCCACGACCCAAGUUACCCAACGUCUGAGGUCGCAACGGGACUGUUUGUUCUUUGAACUUGUAUCUAUUACAAGAUUGUCAUAACCUUAUUAUUAGUUAACGUCAUCUCUCUCUCUUGUAGUUAGUUGGUAACCUUCUACUUGGCAUAGCGAGCAGUUCUAUAUCACUCGGUCAAUCAGAUGUCAACUCCACAGAAUCCCCUGGUAAAUGGACUGUUUUUGCUGAUCCCACCAUUUCAGCAUUGGCUGAGAAGGUUUUUGUUCAUGUUCUCAGGUAUAUCAAACUUUCAUGCAACGUAUGGAAAUUGCAAUUUGUUUGAAAAGUGGAUUUCCGUACUAUUUUCAACUAAGUUCCAUACUAUUUCCAUAGUGAGGAUUUUGGAGAAAAACAUUCCUGUGCAUUAUCCUAAUGCAAGCAUAGGGCAUUUAAUUUAUAUCUUUUAUUUUUUAAGAUUGUUGAAUAUUUGUUUUCAUGUGAUUGAUAAUGUGGCGCCUGGUGCUCACAGUGCAAAGGUUUGUGACGGUUAUUAAGUUUGAAAUUAUGAUAAAUUUUUACGAUAAAUCCCCACAGAGUAUACUGUACAUGCACUUUAUAUUUCCAGGGAUUUAUAUUAUUUUCCUGACACAGGGUUAAAUUAUUCUCAAGUUAUAUAGUAAUUACGGUAUUUGUGCCAAAAUAUAAUGCCUAUUGAAGAAAAUACUUUUCAAGUGAAUCCAUGCCCUUCAAAAUAGCAGACUUUCCUGUCUUUUUCUUGUGGUUAAGAGACUGGGUUGGUAUAGUAGUCUUCGGUUUAUAGUACGUGUUCCUAAAUUAUGUAAAUCUGAGGCUCUGUGAAAUUUAAACAAAUUAAUCAGAAUCAACAUUUUUUUUACAGCCGUCAUUACUCAGUAAAGAUAAAGACAAGUCUUCAGCUGCUAUCCCUGGGGCUGCAGUUCCAACAUCCAACACAACUUCCACCACUACGAAUGUUGCCAGUCCUAAGAAACUGUUGAAUAGAUCCCGAAGAAAUACUGAAGCGUCGGAGACUGCCAAUGUUGGGGGUGAAAAAGGAUCGACAGGGAAAAGUAGUGAAAAUGAGGGAAAAUCUAAUACACCCUUAGGACAGUUUCAUCAUCUGCCACAUUAUUAUCAGUUAUAUGAAGUAGUCAAAGGCGUAUUCUCAAAUUACAAGGUAUGGUUUAACAUUCAGCCAUUGUUCAUCAAUCUUGAAGUAAAAUUGAUAAAAAGAUUUAAAACCAUUGCGAGUAUAAGAAAAACGUACUCUAGCCUCCCUCGCAGCCGUGGUUAAAGGUAGAAAUUCAGACCCAGUGAAUUACUAACUGUGCUACAUUUCCAGGUAAACUUAAAAUUCCAUGAUGAUGAAAAGUUUGUGAAAUUAGUGAAGACUACUUUAACAGUUUUUGCAAUGCUUCUGGAAGUAGUGACCUUCGUUGACAUAGGAAAGGUAAGAUAGAAGACAACGCUUGUCCAUAUACAGUAUCGUCACCCCGAAUACACUCAGAAAUGUAGAAUUACAGUAAGAAGUAUAUAUUAAAAUAAUUUCAGAAAAGAAGAUUUGGAUUUACAUAAAUUGUCAACGAGACAGGGUAUAGGUUUCAGUUUGCAGACGAUACAGUAGUUACCAUUUUUUGGACACUUAUUUUCGACCACUCAGAUUGCACGAAAAAACAAUAGCCACUUCAAAACUUCUAUUGAAUAAUAAUGACUUCUUUCCAUGAACUUUGGAUGCUCAUAAACCAAAACCAGCCGACCAUUUACGAACUUAAAAUAUAAAACAAAAUCCGAAAAAUGAAAACAUCUCGAAAACCCAAGAUAUGAACUAAAACAAAUUAACGCUUGUUUCCAUAUCUUGGGUUUAAGAUGUUUUGUUCUGUAUUUUAUUGACUGGUCAGGCUGUAUUCAUGCCAUUACUACUUCUAGAAUGUCGAAGAGAUCAUUGGCUAUUUACAAGCAACAGUCAAAUGUGAAGCGGCAACUACAUAUCUCUGUGUUCAACAGGUAAGAGUUUUGACUUUUGAAAGAUUUGUUUUAAACGUUUGCCAUGCAACAUGAAAUUUAAAAGAAAAUAUUGAUGUAAACGUGCAAAAAGAUGCAUCAUGAAUUCAGGAUGUGGAGCUAAAUUAAGGCAAAAAACGUAAUACCGUAUGCUGGUAAUUUUGCUCUUUUCCAAUCUUUUCUUUGGAGCAAUGAGGGAAGAACAAAAAAGUGGCUCAUGAGCUGCCGAGUAUGGCAUCAUAUGUGUAUCUAUAACUGAACACACAACGGCAAAAUCUUAUCUAUUUGUUUUAUAUAAUAAAAAGAAAACCCCCGAAUUAAACAGGUAAAUAGCUUACUUCUUAUCCACCCAAACAUUUGGAAAUUUGAAAAAGUCGAAAUUUUACAAAUAUCACGCGUACAUGAUUUAUACAAACAAGGGAAUGCUAUUGGAUAGGGUUUGUAUGACAUAAUUCCGUGCAUCUUUCCUCUAAUAGAUCAUGGCUGUCGACAAUGAAAGCGCUUGAAUUCUUAACGUUAUUAUAUAAAAUGUUUUAGAUGUUGCGUGCAAUAUUUGGAGUGAACGUGGCCAGUCAACCAGAUAAUAGUUCAUCAAAUUCCCCUCCACAAAAAAAUGCCUUGAUUACCGAGGUUCUGUUACCAUCUUGUCUUGAAGUGUCCAUUAAGAAUUCCGGCAACGUUGGAUUUUAUCAAUCGUAUUAUGAAGAAUUUCAACAAGAGAUCGGUCGAGCGUUUGGUGAGAUCAGAAAGAGUGAUCAAACUAAAGAAAGCAAAAGGUGCUGUGGUUGUCAUAUUCUCUGUGUUUGUCUAAGUGCAUGUCUAUUUAUGUCAUGUAUCUACCUAUCAACCAAUAUGUACCAUACAUACCUACCUACCUGUACCAGCUAAACCACUCACCCACUUACAGUACUAAAUUAACCAACUUAUCUACUAACCAACCUGCCUAACUACCUACCACAUUUAUUCCUGCAUAUUCUUGUAGUUUUAAGGACUUUGGUUUCAUAAAAAAGUUGCGUCAAAGACGUGGAUCAUUUAGACCGCCAUUGAAGGUAGACAAGGUUAGUACAACCUUUUGCUAAUGCGAAUAAAGAACUUUAAAUACAGUAUUUCAUGUUUGUGGGUCCUUCGCAUUAUUAGGGCAUGGGCCUUCUUGUAUGUGGCAUAUUUUUCCUUGAGUAUUUAGUGCUUGACUGUGUCGAAAAUUUAUUAUUGUACUACUGGGUACGUUAACAUAGAUGGUAGGUGUGUGUCUAAACAAGGGUAUUUUGUUGUUCUUUAGCAAGUUCAUAUUCAUUCUUAUAUCAGAAUGUUUGAACCACUGGUGAUCCAAGCACUGAAAGACUACACAAGUUCCAGUGAUAUUCAGGUUCAAGCACAAGUUCUUAGUAUAUUGGUUCAACUCAUCAGAUUGAGAGUCAAUUAUGCUCUACUUGAUUCAGAACAGGUAUUCAAAUCAUCAUAUUUCUAUCAUCAUAAUUCUAUCAUAUUUCUAUCAUCACUAAAAUGUUGGUGGUACAUUGCUCAAUGCAUGUGCCUUCUCCCUCUGUCAUUCAGGUUUGAUUCCUAAAAUUGUCUAUUAUUUCGCUUCAGUCUCAUAUGAGACCCCAGUUACUCGAUAUAACGGAUUCGUGAAGUAACAUAUAACGUUUUUCUAUUCACCAUACCCUUUUGUUGUUGAUGUAGGCAUUUUUGAAUUUCGUUUUGAAGCAGUUUGAAUUUAUCGAAGCCGGUCAAAUAAGGUAUGGACUAUACAUGGAUUUCAAGAGGGGAUCCAGUCUAGGUCGUAGGUCGUACUCUAAAAUCUACUGUGCCCUGUAGUGUUGUGUCUGCUUGAAACCUCUUGUUGUUAAUCUUUUUCAGGUAGUUUAUAUACCCAAACUACGACAGCUUAUUGUAGAAUGCUUAUAUUCAUAACAUUACAAUUAUUUCAACAUCAUUAUAAUAAUAUGUAACAGAAUGUUUCCAUAUUGUUUAUAGAGACAUAGAGGCGUUUUCUCCGCAUAUAUUCCAGUUUCUUAUUCUGCUGUCCUAUGAAUGUUUCCAACCGAAAUUCAAUCAAGCAAAGUCUGUGUUUGGAAUGUCCAGGAUUAUUCAAGUGUGUGAUGACCUCAUGGCAUGUGGCCAGUCUGCAAGGACACAUGGUAAGCCUUGAUAUAAUUCAACUCAAAUCAACUAAGUUUAUUUAUUUUGUGUACAGCUUUAAAACGUUCUCCCUAGAGAUACAGUAAGAGGACAUUCUUUAUUCAUCCAGUGUAAGAAUAACUGGGGGGGGGGGGUACUGUAGUUCCUGAAGAGAACCAGUGAUGUCCGCCUUCCACCAGAAACUAUCGCUGGAAUUGAAUCACUGGGGCCGAAAGCAUACAGUUACAAUAGCUGAUUAUUAAAUCAGCAAUAAUGUUUAUUUUUAUUCAGCCAUUCCAGCACUCUGUCCUAUCGUCUAUGACUUAUUUGACACUCAAGCAACUGGAAGGAAUGAAAAUUCUAAAGAACUGGAAACACAGAGGGAAGUGUUUAUUUCAAUGUUGCUUAGACUCGCUCAGUUUCCUGAGGUAGGUAGUCUACCGUAAUUUGUAAAUCAAAGAUUGUAUGAUUUUGCUUGUUAGCUGUGAUACAUGUAGCUUGUGGCAUUGGUUAUUAGUGCAAAGUUUAACUUUAAUCGUGGUAUUAAAUGUUCGCUUAUUGUUUUAGGUUCUCAGUCUUUUAGUGUAUGUUUUAACAUUUUACCGUAAGAAUGAUGAAAAAUGGAAGAAAUUUUCCAGACAAGCAGUUGACAUCACGCUACAAAUGCUAAUUAAGCAACAGGUUAGUAUGACAUCAAGUUAUUUAAAAAAAUAAACGAAAAUACUUUAUAUGCAAAUGUUACUUUUCUUUUUGGUUUGAUAAUAGUUUGUAACUAGAUUUAUACUGUGAAAUGUUCAUAACUUUUCACAGCAAGAUAUUACCGCAAGCACUUCUUUUUAAGAUUAUCAUUGAUGACGUAGAUGGUCUGAAGUGUUUAGAAAAUCUGUUCGAUUCUGUCGCUCCAAUAGCAUUGCGUCCUCUUGAUGUCAUUUUGAAAGCAAUAUUUGCUCCUGCAAAUUUGGUACGUGUAGACCUUUCUUAUAAUGACGACAAAUGUGGAUGAAUGCCAUGUUAAAGCUAGCUUUAGUACUAGCCAUUUGAGAAACCAUAUACAGGGCUCGAAAUAGCGGGCUGCCAAUGGCCAAAAGCAGGCCAUAUUUUAGAAAUGACAGGCAAAAAUAAAUUUGAACUGUCAAGUAAAAAAAAAAAUGGUGGGUGAAAUUCUAUAGAUAUAUUUCAUCUCAUUUGCUUACCACAACUCAUAUAUACUAGAUAAUUUAGUUGACUAAAUAUGUUCGUAUUUGAAAUGUAAAUCCAAGUUUACUGUGGUAAAAUAGACAAGUUUAAAAAUACUAAAAAUGCAUGAAAACAUUGAUUUUUACACUAUGACUCAUACGAGACAUCGCCAUUUUGGCAGUUCAAUGAAUAAACAUGGCAGGCUAAAAUUUAUUUCACCUGCCAAAAAAUUUUAGACUGGCAGGCCAUAUUUUUUCUCUAUUUGAGCCCUGCGUAUACUGUAUUACGUGUUUAUUAACUUUGUCAUUCGUAUAACACUUCUAUUUUUCUACAGCCUAAUACUUUGCUGAUGGAAAGAUGGUUGUCACAUGUUAUCGUCCUAUUUAAAGUAAUUAUUACUCAAAAUACGGAAGAGAAUCUUCUAUCACGAAUAACUCAACUGGGGAUCACUGGAGGAUUGAUUGGGAACAUUGUGGAUGAUGAAGAACUGGAUGUGUCUGAUAUGAUAUCAGAAAGCAACCCUGCUAAGGUGAGAGUACUGACCUUGGUAGGUAACUGGAUAAACUUAUUAAACCUGAGUCCAGUUUUAUGAAGGCUGUAUAGCGCUAUCCAAUGGCCUUUUCAUCCUUUUUUGAUAUUUCUGAAAAUGUUCGAAACUAUGGACUUCACAAUAAAUAUAUAUAAAAACCAAAUUUAUAAGUAGUAAAGUUUAAUUUGGGUUAAGCUUGCUACUUGAACGUCUUGAGUUAGGAUUGUAUAAACGACAUUAAGUAAAUAUAGUAUUUAAAGUUUGUUCGUUCACUGCAACCAGGUAUAUCAGUCAUGUUUCGCUCGCUACUCUGGUUUAAAUAAAUGAUUACAAAGCCCAGUCGAAUUGUAAUCAACACCCAACCAGAGUAGCGAGCGAAACAUGAUAAAUAUAGUAUUAUUUGUCUUUCAGAUUAUGGCUUGUUUCCUAUUUCAUGCACUGUACUUAGCUGUUAAGCACUCGUCAAUGGCUUCAGAAUCACCAGAUAAAGACUGUGUUGGGUUUAUAUCGCAGCUGACAUCCUACUUGUUGUUGUAUAUACAGGAAAUUAUCAGAUCAGGUAUUAUGAGGGAUUUAUCUCUAAUGAAGACCCUUUCAAAUUUUGUAUAAAGAUAGAGGUCGGGUGAUGAAACGUAUCGCUAUGUCACGAAUUACUCUUUAGCAUUUGCUCUCCUACAGUAUUAGACAUAUAUCUUACAAGUUGCAUGUUUUCUAUUUCAAUUUCCAGCCCAAGUCAGGAUUGAACCCACAAUCAGGGCUGUAGAGUAUAUUCCUUCCUCACAGCGCAAACAAAUAUAGUCAAAGUGACGUAAUGUAACUACCGAAAUAACUGUAUGUAACUGUGCUACAGCUAUAAUAUUUUACUUCUAGGUUUGUUCAAGAACAUUAGCAACGCAGGCUCGAGAAUUAUAAAAGAAAACUUCCUGAACAGUGACGAACCACGACAAGUCAUGGAUACAAAAAUGAAGAAAAUCCAUGAAAUGUUUAUGUCGUUGAAAGAAACUCAACCUGUCUUAACUCUACAGUGGACACAACUUGUGUUUCUCUUUGGAUUUGAUGAUGAGGAAUGGUGGACAACUUUACAAGGUUGUUAUACGAUGUUCUUUUAAAUUUAUUACAGAAGGUCAACCGCAUUCUUUGCUCCAGCUAAAACUUGUUUUCAAAACGUUUAGAAAACAAGCCUUUUUGUGCGAUAUUAAAAUGCUUCGUCACAAAGCUGACUACUCAACCAGUUGUAGUCUGAACAAUAUUACUCAUUUUUCAGAUCGAAUGAUGAGACAAGAAAGUUGUUCUGUUAAUGGACACAUCUCUCUAAAAGGAACGUUUCUAGUUCGGUGCAAAAUACUGAGCGCCCAGUUAAAAGUAAGUGAACAAAAGGUAGAAGGUAGUUUUCAAAAGUUGUUUGCGGUUUUAUUAGAGGAGUAUAAACAACUGAAAAUUAUCAUACGCUUUUUGUAUUUUUAUAUAGCAUGAUGAAAAUACCAGUAAAUUUCAAAGCUUUGUGAAGGAAAAUUUAAUCAAUAUUGUUGAGAUGUCCCAUGAACCGCCAGUAAGGAUGCUAUUAAGGUACAAUAAGCUUUAUGCGUUUUUAACUCCUACAAUGCCUCCAAAAUUUUGGCAAGUUCUGAUAUGCAUGUGAAUGGUUUCGUUUCCGGAAAGGAAACGUAGAAUGUUCACUUAUUUGCGCAGCAAAAUGAUUUCCAGUUUGUCCAGGUUUUUAGUGUUUUAAUUAUUUGUGAGUUUUACAACGAGUUAUUUCAAUUAUAUUGCAGACAGAUACACAGCAGUUCCACCUGCAGUCAGGUGUUUAUUGAUGUCACCAAAGAUUCAUGUAGAAAUAAACCUAACCGUAUGCAUACAGUAAGUGAUGGAUUACUGUACAUGGCACAGAACAGCUGGAGAUUGAGAGAGCUUCGUGUUUCAAUAUCUUUAAUGGGGAAUAGACUGUACUGUUUAAUGCACUCUUGGCCCAUUAGCCUCGUUCUCAUGUCGUUAUUUCCUCAUAUUUUGUGUACAGUAAACUUUAGGUUAGGUUUGUGAUUGGGCUCAAGAUCUAAAGGUGGAGUAAUAGGAGCAACAAAAUUGGUGCAACUUGCAACAAAAUCUGAUUUCUACGCAUGUUAAUUGAAAAUAUUUACGCAUAAAUUACAAAUCACGAGGCAACAUGUGUCAGCAUUUCUAGUUAACAUGCGUUGAAAUCAGAUUUUGUUGCAAGUUGCAGCAAUUUUGUUGCUCGUAUUAUUCCAGCUUAAGAGAAACAUAUUCGUUCACAAAACUUGGGGCCAUUGGGGCUAAAGUGCAAUAAACAGCAAAGUCUCUUGCAGUAAUUAUUAAAAUGCAUUUCGUUAUUGUAGUUGGAGUUCACGAAUGGACUACUUGUUAUUUUGGAUGAUCUUCACUAUAAGCAGUCUAAUAGUCUUAUUCAGUUGUUGGUCACAGAAUUCCUCAACAGCCAUUACCGUGCAAUCACCAGAAAAUGUGAGACCAUGAUCUGUAGCAGAUUGGAAUACUGCAUGUCUUUACCAAAGGAGGUAUGUUGCACUAAUGCCAAGCCAUUUUAUUCCUCAUUUUAUUCUUUUUCGUAACUUAAACAUUGUCGAUGGAAUAUUUACACCGGGGUUUCUUUUUCAAGGAAUUUGAAGAGUUCUUUUCGUCUGAAGAUAUUAAAAGUAUUCAUAAUUCAUUGGUUACUAUUGGUGUCACAAAAAGGUUUGUCUGUUCUUCAAAGGUUAGAGUAAGUAUAAUAAAAGUUAGAAUGAUGAGUAUAUUUAUGAUAGGAAAACCAUUUUCUAAGAGGAAUACUCAGUCACUGACAAGUGAAAAUUGUCACAUACUGUUUUUGCUCCGCCUUUUGUGCCAGGUUAAAAUUUGCGCGAAAUAUCCUAUAUUUGAUGUGUUAGAGUUUAACUUAGACUUGACUCCAUGAAAUGUUGUCUUUUAUUCCUAUUUUAAAUAACAUAAACAGAACAUGUACAGUAAGUUCAUAAUAUUUCCAUGGUUGGUCGCAUCACAAGUGUACUGUUUUGUCAGUUACUAUGAGUAAAUACCAACUUAAAAUGAUCGUGUUUUGUGAUUGGCUUCAUGAAACAAUCGUGAUCAGUGUUUAUGACUCGUUCUUUAGAAAGGUAAUUUCUAUAGUUCAUUGUCUUUUAUUGUUAUGAUCAACCAAUCACAAAGCCUGUUCAUAUAGGUUGGUGGCGAGCCGUUACUAAAUGUUCACUGUACAUUUCUGACUUUCUAGAAAUCCACGUCUGUCCUCUCUCAUAUCACACAUCUCCCCAGAGUCAUUUAAUGUACCAACAGUGGAAAACACAAUAGAUUGCAAGGCCGCCAUUACUGCUGUAAAAACCAAACAGACAAGUGCAGUGGUUAGUAUGCAGUUAACUUGCAGCAUCUUCAUAAACCUUUAUACUUUAUACUUUAUACUUUAUAAACCUGUUUCGUCUUGUUUAGAACUGGUUUUACUCGUUUGUCUACAAUUGUUGCUGCUGUUGGAAAAUGAAUGAAGUUGGUAUCAAAAGUUGCACUGAAGUUGUUCAUUUGUUACAUGCUCUAAGUUUCGACGAAAUCACCAGAAUCAUGGAUGACGAGGUGUAUAUUGUGUGCAGAUUUUUCAUAUAACGACAUAGUUUAAUGUAAGAAAAAAACUUAUCUAUUAUUCCAUUGUACAACAUCGAUCUUUUAGAAAUUUAACACGACUUUGCUCUCUCCUUGUUUGGAAUUUGGUAUAAAGAAAACAGUUGAAAUUUGUUCAAGAAAAUUUGAUCAUGAGGUAAAUGUAUUACGUUUAUCUGAUUUCUUAAGGGCUACCAUGAGUACGUAAGGUUUGAUUAUCUAUUGAUUAGAUUGGGAUAUUUAAGGCAGACAUUUUAGGCGUCGUAUUUGGGACACACUUAAAUUAAGGGUAGGGACCAACUCCCUUAAAUCUCAACCAAAUCUUAUCUCCAAAUUUCACCUCCCCCUCCCCCAUGUUACGAUGGUGGAUGCACCAUGGUGACAUUAUACCAACUCAUUGUUUAUUUGUUUUCAGACUCCAAGUAAUCCUUUUGAAGACACAACUUAUUUUGACAGUUAUGGUGUAGACCAUUUAUUCCAAUGUACUUUUGGCCUUCUCUUGAGACACGUGCAAGAAAUCGUGUUUAGUGUUACGACAUUCGAUGAACAUAAUCGACAAACUCAAAGAACUGACAAUAGCGAAAUUUCUUUAAUACAAUCUACAAUAAAUUCUUCUCAAGUCAAUGAACUUUCACAAAAUUUUACAUGGAAACAAAGACUCUUCGACAUCACAGAAGGAGUGGAUGUGUAUUUAUCUUUGAUGGACAAAUUGCCACCGGCAGCACAGCUGCCAAGAGCUAUAUAUUGUGCUGUAUGUCAGUUUGGUAUGAUUGCUUUAGAGGUAUGGAAUCCUAACAUUGCUAAACAUAUGCAUGGAUUAUUGUUUUAAUAUACGUAUAUUCAAAUGUAAUUUUAUUAAAAAUUGGUUGACUUUUCAUAUUACUAUCAACAUUGGAGCAAUUAGCCUUUCUCGUCCUCGGUAUAUUCGCCAUUUUGGAGUGCUGUUUCUCCCAAGUCUGAGAGUAGAUGCAGUGAUAAUUAAUUAAUAUUUUGGUUUAGGUUUUGUGUGUUGAAAACAGAAAAUGUAAACAUUGUUGUACAUCAGAACUUACUACUGUUCUUCGUUGUUUUUCUCGGGUAAGUACUACAUACUGUUGUAUACUAUGUUGUAUUUACAGACACACAUAUUUCGCUGUUCAACAGCUUUACAGUGUAAAUUGGAACUGUCUAGAAAAAAGGUAGUACCGUCAAUAUGCACACGCACUUGCGCGCGGAGCGGAAUUUUUCUUUGUCUUUUCUAAUUAGUUCCACUCGAGAAAUCACAAGACAAAGAAAAAUUCCGCUCCGCGCGCAAAAUUCCGCCUAGUGGAAAACGGCCUUAAGUCGCAAUGACAUUUACGAGCGUCGCGCACAGAUCCUUUCUUCCGCAGGGAAUGUUGAGAGGAUGGGUUGGGAGUAGCCCCUAACUGACCCUUCCAAAUUUGUUUGAGGAAGGAUUAUAUUCACGUACAGUACUAAGUGGUAAUUGAAGACAUGACUGAUAUAUAUUAUGCUUGUGGUGAACUCUGAUUUCUUUAUUUAGAUGCUGCAUAGUCGACAUCUCUACUUUGUUGUAAAUUCUUCCGAGUAUUUGUCUUGGGUUUGUCAUGCACUUCGCUCUGUUUAUUGUCUUGUAAGAACAGGUAAUGGCAGACUGAAAUCUUUGAUAAUAUUUGCCGUGUUUUACCCAACGAAACUCUAGCAUUACUUCCUCGGUGAACAAUGAUUUUUACUUUCUACUGCACUUGGUAGUUUUGUUACAUGAGUUCAACAAAUGUUUUUAUCUUUUAGUGUUUCUCCAGCCAGGAAUAACAUUACCUGAAGAUAAAACCUACAGCGACUUAGCUGACUCUGAUAUCCCCCUAAAACAAGCCUCAAUGUUGGUCAAUUACCUAUACACACUAUUGAAUAACACUAGUCACUAUUCUUCCGUUCCUGAUACUCUGACGCGAUCAUUUCAUGACGUCAUUACUGGCUUAUCUCGUUUGACUAUUUUUAACUCCCACGUACGUAUUCCGCCACUUGUAUGGAAAAUGGGUUGGGGCGAUGAUGAACAUGGCAAAGAAUUACCGCCAUUACCUAUUGAUAUUUUGAGAGAGAAAGAUGUCUUGCAAGAUUUUGUACUAAGAGUUCAUUCUAUUGGUGAGUUUCUUGUUUUUAUAUAUCUAAUGUUUUAUCAGUUCAAAAAAUCGCCCUGGUUUAAAACUGUUCCACCUAGAAUUUUGAUAACAGCAUUCCCUUAUUGGUCCAGUGUCUUAUCUUAGUCUGAGCUAAAUUAACUUGCUUGUUACUGGAUUGCUGUAUCAUGUGUAAACUGUUCUCCUAGCCUGCGUGCAGGCCCAAGGGAACUGAUAGUGGGCCUGCAACCAUCGCCCGGUAUUUUGAAAUACGCCCCUUUUCAUAACACGCCCCAUUCGCGCGUCAAUUGUCGAAAAAGAACCAAUGACAGCACCCGAAUAUUAACAAACAAACUCGCAUUAAAAUGUUGCGGGGUUUUCUCUGCUUAUUCAGAACACUAAUAAACAAUGUGUAAGUGGCUGCGUUUUAACUCCAAAAAAGCAAGCAACGCAGUCAGUAAUUGCCAAAUUUGCAAGUGCUCAUUUUCAACUAAAAUCGGAACAGGCAAAUUAGGACGAAUUUCAACAGAAAACCAGUCUCAAACUUCAAAUCAUGAGGGAAGUCGUGCGACCACAUUAGGAUUUAUAUUAUGUGUGCUUCGCUGUCGCCAUUGGCAUUGUUAUAAAUAAAUUGUCUCACUUAUCAGAUCGUGUGUGCAAUUCUUGUUGGCGGCGGAAAGUACGAAAUUUAUUUCAUUUAUUUCAUUUGGUAAAGAACUCUACAAAAGAAGAGAGCGUUCCGAGUCCAGAUCGUUUCGUUUCAAACGGCAAUUUAAUACCGCCUUCUGUUUCGCUCUCUCAGCGAAGCCUUGUAAAUCGCAAAGUGUUUCGAAUAGGCUUACAGUCCUUACAUGCAACUGCAUCUCAACAUCAACCAAAAGAUAAUUUUCUUGAGGAAGUGAGAACACAUAACGUAUCAACUGAAGUCUGUUUGAAAUUAAUGAAACUCAAGUAAAGGUUACUAUAGUUUACCCCAGUCGUAAUUUGCUAUUCCAACACCUCACGACAAGCAAUCCCCAUUGGCAUAACGGCAAAAACAUGUCUUCCUUCAAGUAAACAAUAAACAGUCUGUUCUUGUUCCAUUUGUAAUCGAAAAGUAAUCAAUUUUCAAAUUUUAAGCUUAUCGAGAGCCUUUGUCUAUGCCUUUGUGAUGAAUCACUGUUCCCUUGGGCCUGCACGCUAGGUUAAUUAAUUACCGAUCGCCUCAGCUAGCCAAUGGGAAUUUAGCCGGCGGUUCGGCCGGCGAAAAUCGAAAACAUGGGGUGAUGGUUGCAGGCCCACUAUCAGUUCCCUUGGGCCUGCACGCAGGCUACUGUUCUCCCUAAAGGUCAAGUAAUUGUCAGAUGGAACAAAAGAAAACCUUAGUAUCCGAAGAAACGCGGGGUUGCCUCAGAUUGGAAGCAUUUUUUUCGAAGGGGACUGAGGCGAGAUUAUAAUCCGACAAGUGUAGGGUAUUGUAGGAAUCCUCCGUCAAAGGCGCAUGCGCGGACCACCGUAGUCCUAACAACCCACUGUAAAAGUUUCGUGUUUUUGUAUUGCACGACAAAAUUACUGAGUUUGGAUUGGCUAAGAGCAGUGUAAUUAUUUGACAUCGUUUCUUCUUCAUGAUUUUAAAGUCAUCCUUAAUCUUGCAGGUUGGAUUUCACGCCAGCAGUUUGAAGAGACAUGGGCAGCGUUACUUGGUGUUUUGAGUUCCCCUUUAUCACCUGAACAGGCGUCCAGAGAGGUAUAAUAAAUUUGCGAGUCAGUUACAUUUUGCUGUCGUGACUCCUGUUUUUCGGAUGAUGGCGACAGCAAAAUAUGGCUACAGAUGAAAUCUAUAAUUUUAAUCUGUGAUGUGGCCUAAUUUCUCCAGCACUGUUCAUGAAUUGGCGUGCUUCAUAGAAUUAUUGAUGUCGGGAAUUCAACAAUUCAACAUCUUCAAUUCUCAAUAUUUGUUCUUUUAUGUUCCAGGAAGACAUUGAUUCCAUCAAAUCUGGCUGCUUGGCAUUGCAAUGUAUCACGGCUCUUUUGCUUGAAACGACAUUGCAUCCGUUACCUGGCAACCCGUCCGUGGGGACAAACUUUCACACGUCGAGGCAAAAAGAGUUGCCAUUUUUGGAUAGCAGGUAUGUUUUGGGGGUGUUGAUGGUUAUUCUGGGGUGUUGAUGAUUGCCUCACACUUGCAGACCAUGGUACUUUGAUUAGGGACAGAAGGCAUGAGGUUACCUGAGAUAACCUUAAACGUAGAACUGUUCCUUCUUUUGUACAGGGCUGGAAGAAAAUUGUGCGCCGUUAGAAGAAUCGUCGAAGACCACUUUAUUCAACAAUGCCCACAAAGGUAAGCAUGCAAACACCUCGCAAUUUUUCUGCCGUUUUAUUUGAUUUUGCUUACUUAUUUUUUCUUUGGCAGUUCGACAUGGCAAACUGGCAUUGAUACUGGGAAUUUUUAUGGAGGAAAUAUCGAGAGAGUUUCUGGAUUACAUUCAUACUCACUGGGACAGGUACAGUAGUUAUUAAUGAAAUCAAUUCAAUUUAUUAUAGUGUGCAUGGCAUCUGUCUUCAUUUUAAAUCAUAAACAAUAAUUUAGAUGCACAGUCAUUUAGUUCAUUUUCAGAUGACUUCGUCUUACUUCAGCUUGUCCUCUGCAGAAGAAAUGAACUUACUGUACAUUCUUUUUUCUGCUCAUCUUUUGAUGAAGGGUCCUUGCCUAUAUGUCUGAGGCUGAUGAAUAUUAAUUUCUACAAUCAAUUUCUAGUUUCUUCUCUGUUACAUAUUUUGCGCUUAUCUACCAAUCUAAACAUGCUAUUGAAAUGGCGAGAGGUUCAAAACCUUUAUACGUGGUGAAAAUGUUGUAGAACUGAUAUAAUAUAGCUGGGAAUUAAGACUUUAUUAUGUCAUUAAAUGUGCACUGUCACUCAUUUAGCUCUUAUUUAGAGAAAUCAACUCUCGUCUUCUUUAUUUCCUCUAGAUUUGCAUCAAUUCUCUUCAGAGCCAAUGCGUUCCUGUUGAUUCAAAUGAAUUUGACGAAACAAAUUCUACAUCCACCAGCACGUCUCCCACGCUGUCCACUCAAGACAAAAUCGAUGUUCGUUCCUGUGUCCAGUUUCUAAUGGAGUUAUUUGAACAAUGGGUUUCACCUUAUACCCUGCCCAAGACCCCUCUCAUGUUGCUUACUCAGUCUGUAAAAUCAGUAAGUUCUGUGUAUAGGCAUUUUCUGUUUCCUUUAUUAUUUAUUUCGUCGUCAUCGUUGAUGUUCACAUGGGGCUUUGGUAGAACAGUCAGACCAAUAUAAGGAUGAUUAGUCACUCCCACACAGAAAGUUUUAUCGCUUAUGAUGGACAAUUUCCCAUUUUAGUUACUGAUUAUUUCGGAUCUGUUUGUGGAUCCUGCGCAGUAUGAAUGGAUGUUGAGUGAGUUGCUGGAUCUUUAUCAAAAUUAUCCCAAUGAAGAUGAAAUUAUGAUGCAAUAUUUACUGCCUGCCUUGUGUAAGGCAUUGGCGGUUCUAAAAAUGGUUAGUAUUGUUUUAGUAGACUGAGUGUAUUGUUUGACAGGGAAAGAACAGGUAGAAUGUGUUUUGAAGAGGGAGAAACAACAUGCAACGCCUCGCACUGCAACGUCAUCACUGUGUGUCGUUUCUUCAUUUUUCCACCUUGGGAAACAUGGCGCCGAGAAACACCGCGUGCUCAAUACUGUUUGUCUUCAUUAUAUUGCAAAGCAUUACAGCCGCAUUAGCAUUGCAAACCUUAGCUUGGCCUAAUCCCAGCAAUCGCUUAAUAUGAAGCAUGUUUUAUUUGUAUACUACUAUUCUGUUUUAACCUGCCUUGUUUUAGGAAGGAGUUAUUCCUGAGAAAGUUGUUAAAAUAAUGGAGACUGCAUUAAAAGCUCCUCAUGUCCCGCUGCAGGUACGUAAACUUUGUAAUCCGUAGAGAGAAAUGGACGUGAACCUGCAUAAGGCUGAUCCAAGUUCAUAUGUUAAAGGGGGUACAGAUUUGUUAGGAAGGCUGCAUUGUUAAUAUUUUGAACUGCAGGUUUCAGGUAUGUAUGGAGCACUGUAUCUGCUGGAAUCACACAUAUCUUCAAUUGUCAGUCUAGUCAUACCUCUGGUCACUGAUUACGUCAUGAAAAUCUUGGCCCAAGUUACUGAGUAAGUGAAGGCAUAGGUACACUUUGUAAUUGUACAUGAUAUUUGUGGUGUUACUCUGAGUGUGCAUCCACACCGGGCAAGCUGAAAAGUUUGCCUGACCACAGUGGGAAUCGAACUCGCGACCUUUGGGAUACUAGUCCAAUGCUCUGCCAACUGAGCUACAAGGUCAAGUCGGUUCGAGCCAGUGUGGAUGCACACUCAGAGUAACACCACAAACAUCAUAUUCACCUGAGUACAUAACACCAACACACACAAAAAGUAAUUAUACAUGUUGAGUAGAGAAGACUUUCGAUGGAAUGUUUUUCACACGUCUCAUUAUAGUAAUGGUUGAUAAAUUUUCGACUGAUGUUCUUAAAUGAUUUUCUUUGAAAGUUCAAGCGUAUUUGGAGAACAUCGUCUGCUGGUUUUAUUGUCGAUAUCAUUUUACUUGCUGGAACAUUAUGAAAAUGACAUUACUGAUGUUGAGUUUAAACAUAACUUUUUAAAGGUAGGGCUUCACUUCGCCGUUUAUUAACACUAUAAACAAGAAAAUAUUUACAUAAUUUGGCCACACCCUCUAUCAGCAAGGGAAUUCACUUUAAUUCAUAUCGACUUUUUCCAGUCUGUUAUAACGAUGGCAUCCUCAGGAGAUGAGAACAUUCCGUUACAUCUUUAUCAUGCAAUCAUUCGUGGCUUGGAAAGGCUGGUCGUUUCAUUUUCAUUAUCCAGAGAAGACAGUGAUUCCCUGGUUAAAUUCAGUGUCGACAGGUAAGAGGUUUUGUUCAUUUAGGUGCUGAUUCAAUAAUAACUUGUAUCAGCAAUAAAACCAAUUAUGAAGUUUAUGAGCACAUGGGAAAUCCUAUGAACGAAGACGUCUCUCGGGUCCCACUAUUGGUAAAAUAAUAUUAUUAUCACCCAUAUUAAACAAAUGCCUUGUUUAAGCGGACGUAUUUGCAAGGUCAAAGAUUUCAACUUAUUAAUAGAUUGUAAAAUAGGUAGUGAACGAAUGAAGAGCUACUCUGCGGAUAUUAUUAUUAUAUUAUUAUUAUUACUAUUUCAAAUCGACGGGUUGAAGUAUUACCGUAUAAUGUAUAUUUAGAUUGGCGAUGAGAAACCCGCAGAAAGCCAUCUCUGCUCUUGGUCUGUUGCUCACUUGUAUGUAUACAGGAAAGGAAGGUGAUCGUCCUAGUGGUUUAUUUCAAGAAAACGAGAUUGUAGACACGCCCACAGAUGAUGUACUUUUAGUGGCGUUAGAAAGAGUUACCGCACUUUUUGAUAGGUACGUUUACACGCAUUCCUCCAUCAAUAUUAGAGAGGUUCAGAUUUUACUUACUUGGGGAUAGCGCCAUUUGCUGUCUUCGUAAGGAAACGAUUUUUCAAGGAUUCUAGUUUAUUGUUCUGGCAGUAUUUUCCCAAAAUGAGCAUUAUUUUUAUUAUUUGAGCAGUAUUUUUCCCAAAAUGAGCAUAAAUUAUUCAACUUCUAUCAUUGACCAUACACUAAAUGUAACUGGUAUUGUUUCAGAAUCCGCAAAGGUUUUCGUUCUGAGGCAAAGUUGGUGUCAGAAAUUUUACCAAUAGUAUUGGGUGAUUUCUUUUCUCCAACUGACGUGAUGAAUAAAGUGAUAGGAGAAUUUCUCUCCAGUCAACAACCGCAUCCAGAACUUAUGGCCUCUGUUUUAUAUAAGGUUUGCAUUGUGUAAAAGCAACUUUUCUUUUCAAUUCACGUAAAUGGUUGUAAAUAUUUCUUAUGGGAAAAUAUGGUGAAAAUUCACUUUUGCAUGUCUUAAGGCUCAUACAGACAGGACGCGAUUUGGCAACGCGACGCGAAUUUCCAGUUUUCAAUGGCAAUUAACUUUAAUAUUUUUCAAUGUUUUUCAGUGAAAUAGUCGGAACCACUGUCACUGAAGCAAUUUUAGCUAUUUGGUCUGCAUAUCUUGUAAAAUUUUUAUUCACUGACGGUUAUAUUUGUUUUUGAAAACAGAAAAUUCGCGUCGCGUUGCCGAAUCGCGUCCGGUGUGUCUGGACCUUUAGCCAAGAAUCGAACCCAAUCGGAAUCGCAAAGGAACAAAGGUUCGGAUAUUGAGACAUUUUUCCAGCAAGUUUUUCCACACUAUCUAUUUAAACUCUACAAGUUACUAUUCCCACUCUUCUGAGACAGUAGAGCAAUACCAUGCAUCCUUUAUGGCUGUGUUAGCCUACCUCGUCACACAACAAUAUAUACAAAGCUCGUUUCUCGAUUAGCUAUAUCCCGCGAUCAUGGUAUAAUACAUUAGGUCUGUAUCAAUCCUGCAUCCCAAUAGCUCAGAAUGCGUUUAGAAUAGUAUAUUAAAGUACCAGUGACGUUGGGUUCGAUCCCCAGUUGAGAAUAUUUUAAUGUUGCUUCUCUCCGCCAAGGUGUGUGAAAAGUUGAUCAGUAAAGGUCAACAAUCGUCUGUAAAAGAUUGGAUUCUGUUGUCACUCAGCAGUUUCACCCAAAGGUACUACCUGUUUUGCUGGUAUGAUUUUUUUGCUAUAGUUCGCUGUGUAUCAAUAUUAUUGUCCAAUGUCCAUAUGAAUUAAUUACAUAUUUACUCUAUCUUUCUCCAGACCGCCAUUGGGAAUGGCUGUGUGGAGUUUUACCUGUGUUUUUAUCGCUGCUUCCACAAACAAAUGGAUUAGAGCAUUGUAUCCUUUCUAUACAAUGAGUGUAGUUUUGGAGCCGAAUAGUGAUUUUCUUCAAGUGAUUUCUGAUGAUAAAAUUUCAAAACAUUGUUAGGCAGUGCUUGUCUCCGAGAUCGGUCUGAAGGUGUUAUGACAUCCCCAGUAAUAUUUCUUGCAAUAGCGAUAUAUUAUGUCAUUCUUAUGAUAACUGCCACUUGUGUCCGUUGUUGACACUUUGUUGUGAUCGUCGUCGUUGGGAUGAUGACUGAUGUUGGCGUUGUUGUUUACGCAAGUUAUUAAUGUGCAACAAUAUGGUGGUGUUGUUACUGUUGUUGUCGUUGUCGAUGUCGUUGUCGAUGUCGUUGUUGUUGUACGAUGGUGAUGAUUGUGCUUUUGUAAAAUCAGUCACAUGAAGAACGCUCUUAUGAAUCUUAACUUUAUUGAGAUUUCAACAUGUCGUUUCACGCAUUGGCAAGUUGGAAAAUAUCGAUCGUACUUACUUUCUUAUUACUGCCACGGAUUUUUAUCAUAAUCAGGUAAUAUUUAAGUUAACUAAGACAUCAAAAAAUUAAGAUUUUGUCCUGCACGAGAAAGUGUGAAAAACAAGAGAGAACUCUUAUUACUGCGCUCGUCACUACUGCGUUGCGUAUAAAGAUAAAUGACCAUCAUGCACAUAAGAAUAUAACUCUUGGGUAACUACUAGCUUCUGUCGAUGUUUAUGUCGUUGCUACUGGUGAGUAGCAGGGCAGCAUAUGAUGGUCGAUAAGUGUAGACACUUGGAGGAGAAAUCAUAUUGGAUCUCUCAUUUUCUAUUUAUUUACCCCCCACAUACAUUCAUACGUAUAAUGUAAGGAAUGCUUAUGCAUGGUUUCUCACGCUCAUAACUGCGCGAUAUGCUUAAUGAAAACCACUUAUUCGUUUAGUUUUUAUACUGACUAUCUUGUCAAAUUAUCUUCCCAGAAUUUAAUAGAAGAUGAAAAGAAAUCAUUCCUGUCAACAUUCGAGAAGGUUGCCCAAACAGGAACACCAUACGCUGAUCUUAUCCAAAACAUUGUUUGA